AUGCCGGUCGAUCGCCUGUUGUCUACGCUGUUGCGCUCGUUGCAGACAUAUACGGAUCAGCAAGACACGCCACGCCUACUUGGGACCGCGUCAUCGCUACUCACCACCCUCGGCAACCCUCACAACCUCAGUCUACUCACCUCCCAUCUCCUUACUGCGCCCGCACUAUGGGACCGCCCUGAUGGCGUGCGCACCCCCCUACGCAUGCUCUCCGUCUUCCACGCUGCGGUCACCACCAUCAUCAACCACCACAAUGACGUGCGUCAUAAUAAGGCAUCCAAGCUCGUGCCUGGUCAAACUCCUAUAGGCGGAGGUCUAUCGCUAGACGAAUGGAUACGCGCAAUUGUCGCCGGCGCGGAUGACCGAAGCCGCCGAUGGAAGCACUUGGUAGUUUUGGGAGGCUUGUUGAUUGGUACCGGGAAUCUAGAAGAGCAGGGAAUGGAUUUGUACUGGGCAUCUGCCAUGCGCAAGCGAGUGGAAGCGGCUUUGGUACGAGCGACAAACCUCGCAUUGGUCGAGGUUCGGGAACGUUCCGAGGCUGACGGGCUGGGAGGCCAAACUAUCACUCUAGUCCUCAAUCAUGCCUUUGGGUGCAUCGGAGAGGUGGAAAGGACGCAGAUUGAUUACGAUCUUCUGUUGCCAGUGCUGAUCGGGACGGCAUACUACUCGAACGAGGGGUUCCAGUCGGCAUACUUUCUUGGAAGUCUGGACCUGGAUGUGCGGACGAGCCAGAAUGGAAAGCUGGGCUGGAGUGCACAAUCGAGCUCAUACCGGCAGGUCGAGGUCAUCAUGAACAGGCCAUUGGUGACUUCCAUGGGCCCCCUCUCACGCCUCAUCGCGCACUCAGUCGAGAACCCCGCCGAAGAAGCCGCCACUCUUGAGGAUGAAGCCUUGCAUAAGACAACACCACAAUUGUGGAAUGUCCUCAAGGCUGCCCUUUUUGCAACAACCAUUAUACUUCGGGGUGUCUUCAACCGCACAUUGCAAGAUAGAGCACUAGCUGGGGAUGCCAUCGCCCCAAUACUCGCCUCGCAAGCCCUGCAAAUCCUACGCCAUCUUUACUUCAUCACCUCUAGGCUCGGCCCAGCCUCCUUUUCCCAACACACCUUUGUGUACCUCACAGCGAUUGACAUCCUUUCUGCCUAUCCCAACCACUCUGACAAGUUUAUCAAAGCUAUCGCGCCCCAACAACUCGGACAGAUACCCCGCCAUCCUUUUGAUCGCAUACUAGAUCUGUAUUUUCUCAAUACAGCAGAGCACUUUACUCUUGUGCUAUCUACAGCCACCAACGAAGAUCUACUUGUAGCUUCAGCAGUACCCUACCUCGCAGCUGGCGAGAACCGCCAUAUGCUGCCAGUAUUUGAGGCGGCACACAGUGUCAUGCUGGCCGUGCUUUCCGCACCACAAUCUGCCGAAAUCACAGCAAAGCAUCUUCCUUUUUAUAUUGAUGCUUUAUUCAGCGUCUUCCCUCAUAAUUUGUCGCCCCGUCAAUUCCGCUUGGCUUUCAAAACACUGAUGCGAGUCACGGCCCCUCCAUCGACUUUAUCAGCAACCCAUCCAGAUCUCCCAGCCACACUUCUGGAGCUCGUCUUCCACCGAGCACUCACCGCCCCUACAGAGGCACUACCCCCCGAUUCCGUCGCACUAGCUCUACAAAACUCAGAUGCGCCGCCUCCAGCUCUUUCAGAGCAAGCUGUGCUUGCACUAACCCUAAUUGACGCUCUACCUUAUCUUCCCAUCGCAUUACUCGAAGAAUGGCUUCCUCUAUGCGCAGAGCUUCUCAACGAGAUCAGCGACGAUGACAUGCGAGAAAACGUCAAAGCACGGUACUGGGAAGUACUAGUCAGUGGCGAAAUGGAUGCAGAACGUAGUGGAGUGGCGGUCUGCUGGUGGACCACCAAAGGCGGGCGUGAAAGAGUGCUUUACGGCAGAGAGGAGGAACUUGAUUUCAUGAGUGGUGCAUUACCUGUUGAAGAGGAGAGACAUGUACGCGAGACCCCAGCAUCCGUUCCCACAGCAGAGGCCCACGCGUCAACCACCACGGAGAUUGAACGAAUGAGGCUGGAAGUUCAAGACAAGAUAAGUGCGUUGGCGCAGCGUGAGAGGGAUGUAGAGGAUAGAGAAAAGGAUGUAGAGGAGAGGGAGAGGCAGUUUGCGAGAAAGACGAGGUGGGUGGAGAAGGCGUUGGGGGUUAGGGAGAAGACUGUUAAGAGGAGAGAGGAGGCGCUUUGGAGGGGUGUUGUUGGGGAUGUGGAUACGUAG
Pyrenophora tritici-repentis Pt-1C-BFP is the source of this 2262-nucleotide messenger RNA. The record is from RefSeq and is a predicted model, not a curated record. NCBI's taxonomy places the organism in Eukaryota, Fungi, Ascomycota, Dothideomycetes, Pleosporales, Pleosporaceae.